Molecule: messenger RNA, 2486 nt
Organism: Malaya genurostris
Lineage: Eukaryota; Metazoa; Arthropoda; Insecta; Diptera; Culicidae
Product: ATP-sensitive inward rectifier potassium channel 11-like
Exons: 6
Coding region: 115-1995 (626 amino acids)
Biological process (GO): potassium ion import across plasma membrane; regulation of monoatomic ion transmembrane transport
Cellular component (GO): plasma membrane
Molecular function (GO): inward rectifier potassium channel activity
Source: RefSeq, a predicted model, not a curated record
CUUCCAGUCGGUUGGCAGUUUAUUUUUGGCAUCGAGAGCAACCUGGGCGAUUUCACGAUCGUUUCUCGGGAUUUGUGAGUGGACUGGGUAAUAGUUCCUGAAGUCAGUGCACCGAUGAGCUUGGAUACGCUGGAGUCCAGCUCAGCCAGUCCGUAUGCUCACGGGAAACAAUGGCGUCGUCGAGAGACGACGAAACUCCCGGAAUCAUCCGAUCACCUGCACUCCCGGCCGGUAACCAUAGUCAACUAUAAUCGACAGGAGUCGUUUGAUUUGUUCACUUCACCCGGAAGCCCUUAUCACAUCCGGAAACCCGUCGCAGUCGAACGGAAUGAGCGUAGUCGAUUAUGGGUAGAACAACAGUUUUUGCAGCAAAAACUAAAACCACAUGGCGACAUAGAAUGGAAGAGUAGUCAGGAGUCUGAUAUAAAUCUGAACGAUGUGCAUCUUGAUGAACAUCUUCAGCAUCAUCCCCAUCAUCACCAACAUCAUCAUCAUCAUCAUCAUGACCCACAUAGUCAGCAACAACAACACCGGCAUCGUCGGCAUCACAAGCACGAUCCUCUUCAUCACGGACAAAAUCCCAGCACCACAUUCCCCGGGAGUGUCGACGAAGCCGUUGGACCCCAUCCACAUGAGGAACAGUUGCAAUUCCCUAUAAUCCUGCAAAGUGCUCGAAAUAUGCAACACAUUCGACAACGGCUGCGACGGGACCCCGAACAUCAGGGAACGCGUGCCAUUCGAUCGACGCGGGUUAUCAACAAGGCCGGCGAACGGAAUGUGCUGUUUUUACAUCUGCCCCAGAAGUCGGUUCGGUUCGUGAAAGAUCUCGUCACGACGCUGGUGGAGGAACAAUGGCGCUACACGCUUACCGUAUUUGUGCUCAGUUUCGUCUGCAGUUGGAUACUGUUCGCCAUUCUGUGGUAUCUGGUAGCAUAUGCUCACGGGGACCUGAACUUCGAUCCGGAAACCGGUGAUCGCCUCGGUGAAGGAACACUGCCGUGCGUGGAAGGUGCCACCACGUUUGUCGCGUUUCUACUUUUCAGUAUCGAAACUCAGGUAUCCACGGGAUACGGUGCCAAAACUCCCACGGAGGAAUGUCCCGAAGCUUUAUUCCUGUUGGCAGUACAGAUCAUUGUCGGUUUAGUGAUAGAUGCUGCCAUGAUUGGAAUCGUUUACGCCAAGAUGGUCCGACCACCGAAGAAGAUCUCUGACAUGAAGUUUAGUAAAAGAGCUGUGAUUUGCCAGCGUGACGGAAAGCUAUGCUUUGUAUUUCGUUUGUGUGAUCUGAAACAUCAACAUGCGAUUGAAACUAAAAUAUCUACCGUAAUGCUGGAACAACGGCGUUCCCUAGAGGGAGAACUCAUCGAGAAACACGAAUCGACCAUGAAGCUGGAAAAUAACGGACGCAUUCUACUGAUGUGGCCAGUCACAGUUUGUCACGUAAUUGACAGUGAGAGUCCACUGUUUGACAUCUCAGCCAAGGAUUUACUGCAGAAGCGGUUUGAAAUUGUGGUUACCCUAAGUGGUGGAACGAUGACCACCGGACAGGUCAACGAAGCGAGGACAUCUUAUCUACCGGGAGAAAUUUACUGGGGCCACAGAUUCAUAAACAUUAUUCAUUACGAUAGGACUCACGACCAUUAUGUUGCCCGCAACGAACUGAUGGAUUCGAUUGAACCUGUGGACACUCCGCUUUGCAGUGCCAGACGUCUGGAAGAGGUUCUAGAUGAAGUUCAUCAAUUUAUGGAUAACGACCGACAUCGAGAGUUCGAUGGACUGGAAUGUCGAUCAAUAAAUGAAGAAGAUGGACAGGAGGAUAGUGAUUCCGAUGGAGGCAUUCAAAUAGAACAAUUGAAGGCUACAUCUUUGCUGUUGAAUAAAGACGCCCAAAACUCGAAUCAGCCCGAUGACAAUGUGGCUUCACGGUUAGUCCCAGACAAACCAGAUUCUCUUACAUCGGAUCUCGGGGAGCCCAAAAAAUCUAGUGAAUUAUAAUUUCUUCUAGUUAUCUUGUAUUGUGUGACAAGCCAGAGGACAAAAAAAGUUUACCACUAUUUGAAUACAUUGUCUAGUCCUGGAGAUUAGAACUCCACACAUUGAAACAAUGCUUUUAUUUGCGUCAUUCUCAAAUUCUCGAUUUGGAAAAGUCUACGAUGGAGGACGGGCUAUGAUCUAAAAAGUACAAAUUUCCGGUCUACGUAGUUUUAUCAUGUCAAUUUCCAUUGGAAAACAUUCUCACAUAUCCAGUUCGGGAUAAACUUCGUGAAAAUGUGCGUUCUUUUUCUUGUAAUUCAUUUAUAUUUUGUUAUAGUGCAGGGAAAAAAUUACGGAUAGUAAACAAAGAUAUGUAUUAUUCAUCUAACCCAUUUUUAUUGUAACAUUGGCAUCGAUCCAAUACUCCAGCAUUUAUGUUAUCCACCAACUCACCAGUUAUAUUUGUUAAAUAAGUAAUUUCACGCAUAUUUUUAAUGAACGUGAAAAUAGCU